This is a messenger RNA of Anthostomella pinea, 1479 nucleotides long. The record is from the annotation of a GenBank genome assembly. NCBI's taxonomy places the organism in Eukaryota, Fungi, Ascomycota, Sordariomycetes, Xylariales, Xylariaceae.
AUGUCUGGAGACCGAAGGUCCUCGUCCUCGAGCCUCGAGGCUCCCGAGCGAAAGGGUACUCAGGAUCCUGGUGCUCACGAGCUGGAGUCCUCAGAUUCCGACGAGCAUUUCUCCGAUGCGCAGUCAUCUCCGUCGAAUAGUGCUGGCGAUUCCUCUCCAGUUCCCAGAACUCGAGUCGAAAAAGUAGAUGACGAGCCAUCCUACGGCGAAGUCCCCGGCACCGUCGCAUACGACAAGCGCACCGAAGAUGCCGCACCUGAUGAGAUUGCCAUCAUUCAAGACGAAAACGCCGAGUCUGCAUCUGCGGACGAGCCUGUAGCUCCUGGUGGACAGCCAAUCCCGAAGACAGUCGUCGACGAAACCGCUGAUGUGCCCGGUUCGUCGUCUCACAACUAUCACGAAGAUCUUCACCAAGCGGAUGCUACGCCGGACCUGGUCCGCAAGCCCGACGGUACGGCCGAGGCCAACCCUAUACCUUCGCCACUAGACGCCAGCUCACAAGACACCGAUGAACCGCCUGUAACCCCCGCAUUGAAGUCACCAUCAACACACCGGCGGAGGAAAUCUUCAGCCGCAAGGUCAAUAAGGAGCGUGGACGGUGGAGACGCGGAUGAUAACGACGACGAAUUUGGUGACGACUUUGACGAUUUCGAAGAGGGUGAUGAAGAUGCCGAUUUUGGCGAUUUUGACGACGGCUUUCAGCAGGCUGAGGCUGACACGCCGGCUCCUCCGCUGGCAAGCCCGCCCCAAGUCUCAAUACCUUCAUUUCCAAUAUUGGAUCUCGAUGGGCUUGACUCGGAAGAUAUCUUGACUGCAACGGAACCAUACCUAGAUGCACUAUACACGCCUGAUAUGCUAGAGCUGCCUGUCCUGCCAUCUCCUCCUAACGACAACCCCAUAUUCUUUAAUCCUAGGAGUGCUUCGCUAUGGUCACAACUAGCCGCCCCACCACCACUUCAGCCGCCUGAUUGGAUCCGUUCGCGCAUCCGGCGGCUCUUCUUGGUCUCACUCGGAGUGCCGGUUGACCUGGAUGAAAUAUUACCUGCUUCCAAGCAGAAUAAACUCGUACUCCCUUCCCUCCACCGCGUUACUUCGAACGGCUCAUUACGUACAUCGUCAGAUUCGCGUUCCGUUUCUCGGCUACGGAAAGCAGAGGCUAAUGGAUCGUCUAUUUCUGUGGCCUCUCAAGGCAAAGAGAAGUCUAGGUCUGACUCCAAACGGCGGAAGGGACCUCCACAAGCGCCAGCGCUGGAUCUGGUAUCAUCGAAGCAGCUCUGUACGACUACAGAAGAGGCUUUGGGUGGGAUGACCGAUGCAGAGCUCCAGCAGCACGUGGACAAGCUGAAAGACAUGGAAGUUGUGGCAAACGAGGUGUUGGAGUUCUGGAAAAAGCGCACCGACGAGAAGAUAGGGGACCGGGAAGCAUUCGAGGGGGUGAUCGAGAACCUUGUGAAGCAUGCCCGGAAGAAUAGGAAGUGA